Molecule: messenger RNA, 1489 nt
Organism: Rhipicephalus sanguineus (brown dog tick)
Lineage: Eukaryota; Metazoa; Arthropoda; Arachnida; Ixodida; Ixodidae
Product: monocarboxylate transporter 12-like
Exons: 2
Coding region: 68-685 (205 amino acids)
Biological process (GO): transmembrane transport
Molecular function (GO): transmembrane transporter activity
Source: RefSeq, a predicted model, not a curated record
ACAGUCGGAAAGGCCACAACAAGAGCAAAAGUCAGAGGAUCGGGAAAGUGCUUCACUAAGAGACACCAUGACAGUCUUCUGCAUGCCCGCCUUCUACAUUAUUCUUGUGACGAUAAUUGUUGGAGACUUCACAGCAGUCGAAGUCUACGGGACGCUUGUGGAUUACAGUAUCGACAAAGGCAUAGCGGCCGACAGCGCCAAGCACAUGAUCACGUUGUCCUCGGUGGGCCAGGUUGUGGGCCGCAUCGUGGCGCCGUUGGUGGCGGACUGCGUGCCUUCCACGCGCCGUCCUAUGUACUCUAUCAGCCUUGCGGUGACAUGCGCAUGCCUGAUAGCUAUGCCUCACGUGUACAGCUUUGUGGCCGUCGUUUUACUCUCCACGGUAACCGGGGUGGCGCAAGGGUACAUUUUGUGCCUCAAAUUUGUGCUCAUUGCUGAAUUCAUGGGUGUCGAAAGGACGGCGGCUUGUAGUGGCAUAAUCGGAGUCAUCACGGUGCCUUUGUAUCUGGUCAGUCCGACGUUAAUAGGAAUCUUUCGUGACUCAGGCGGUUCAUACGACGGCUACUACCGCACACUUGGAGUCAUCAGCUUAGUGGCCGCUCUCCUCUUCGCGAUGUAUGAUGCCUGCAGCCGAAUCACAGCCAAGAAGGCAAAAGCAACCACGAAGAAAAGCAGAGCGCAGUAGAACUGACUGUUUUCAAAGCAAAGUCACUAAUUAUGAAGUGGCGAUUGAUCGACGACAACCCCAGAGAUGGGGAAAGGACAAAGGUCGAGCCCUCAAUGACGGACCCUCCAUAUACUAUCAGAUGUCAUGUAAGCAUUCUAGCAUGAAUGUGUGCAAAGAUGAACAUGUCCAGCAAACGUGACAUGCUUACCUCAACGGAUAGUCAGAUGUCAUCAAGGUGGCGCAGCUGUUCCGCUCAGUAAUGACAUAACGACGAAGGAAGCAUGAUUCUGGCAAAAUCUCUCUCGGCAAUAGAUUUAUCUCUCUAUGAGCAAUACAUUUAUCAAGUUAUGCUGUAUUACAUAGCAUUACUUUCAGUUACACGACAUCUUAAAAUACAAACCACAAAGCAGUCCUGCCGGUCGUCGACUCUGCUUGAGUUACCUGAGCUUCCGUGGUGAAGCGCUCGUGCCUGUUUUCACAAUGUUCUUGAUAAACGACAGGGAGCUUUCUUUUUAUGAACAUUCCCAGCUUUCAAGCAACCCACACCAUAGAAUUUCUAGAGCAAUGACACACUGAAACCAACUAGGCAAGCUGACACGAGCCAAUAGGGGUCCAUGUUUCAAAUAGGGGUCCAGGUGAAAAAGCACGCAAGGCCUUUUAGUGCCUAAUCGUUGACCUUGGAAUAAGCUGACGCUGCAACCCAUCGCAUUCAGACCAACGGAACAUCUUUUGUGCACUGCCCCCUGUACCACGUGCCUUUAGCCAAGCAAAACAAUUGUAGAAAGAAAUGUCCUCGACAUCCUGCAAUGGGAGCUGAUACGU